GUGUCAUCCCUAUAACAUUUUGUUGUGGGCUGCAGCAGCUGUAGGCCGGUUUUGGUUUACUUGUUUUUGUUUUAAAACUUUUUGUAUAGUGUGAAUAAAUAAACUAAAUGAAUUAUCAACAUUCAAUACCACCUUUACCAGCAGAAGGUGAACAGAAUAAGGCGGCACCACCACUACCACCUGGAUUGCCGCCAGUUCCACCUCCACCGCCUUCAUCUUCCUUAUCAUCAGAUUCUCCUCAUUUAACUCCGACAACUAUUAUAAACAGCAAUUUUGUAACACCUUCGAUAUCGCAAGAGCAUGGUGCAAGUAGAUUUCAUCCCUCAUCGUUCUAUCAAAGAUCCUUUACUGACACCGGAAAACCAUGUUAUUCCACUUAUCGGGAACCAGGUAGCUUUGCUGAUAAAUAUACAUAUGAAGGAGGCUUUAAUGUGCCACCUCCAGCUAUGAAGAAACAGGAGUAUAAUUCAUACGGCUCUACAAAAAACGAAUACAACUACCAAAAAAUAAAGUAUGAUGACAACCGUCAUCGGCCGUACAGAAGAGGAACAGAUUACGAGCCGAAUAUAAGUAAUUACUAUGGUCCUGCAAACGAGAGAUCGUAUUUCUAUGAGCAGAACAAAAUAUCGUCAAAUCCAGUUAACAAAACAUCGAGGAUAAAUUAUCGCAAUGCACCUAUACAACCGCACAUAUCUCGUCAACAUUUUAUGCCGACAUCGUCUCAAAGAAAUUACGGAUAUGCAAAAUAUUCAGAUAUUGGUAGGUACCAACGUGAAAGAAUUACUGAAUCACGGGUCGGUAUUAAAGAACAAAAAUUGGAGACAGAAAGGGACAGGCUGUUGAAAAGUUGGAGAUCAAAUUACUGUGAAACUUCUGAAGAUAUCGAAGCAAAAUUAGCAGAAUUGGUUGAACAAGAUGAAGAACAACGAACUGUUUGGAUAAGAUCGUCUCCUGCAGAUCCUUUUUAUAGGAGAACAAAUAUCCCAAAUGAAGUUUUAUCCACGAGCAGAUUAGAAGCUCUUUGUAAUUUAUUCGAAGAAAAGUUAGUACAACGCGCUGAAGGAGUACGGAAAUGUUUACCUUCCCACGACCCGCCUGCACGAAAGCCUCGUCGUCGCUUAUGUAAACACAAAUCUGAAGCUUGUUCGUCAUCAUCGGAAGAUUCGUCAGAUGAUGAAUUGAAAAUAGAGCAAGAUUGCUGUAUGGAGGAACUCUCUAGAAAAUUGCAACAUCCUUAUCGAGUUCAUGCUGAUUUAUGGCAUAAUGAUUCUGGAGAAAUGAAUGAUGGUCCUCUCUGUCGUUGUUCCGCAAAAUCACGACGUAUUGGUAUUCGGCACGGUAUUUAUCCUGGUGAAACUGGAUAUAAGAAAUGUGUUAUGAAUUCAAAUAAUGCGUCACAACUUUACCAUUAUAAAAUUACUAUUUCGCCUCCCACAAAUUUUCUUACUAAAACGCCAACAAUAAUAAAACAUGAUGAGCACGAAUUCAUUUUCGAAGGAUUUUCUAUGUUAACGCAUUCUCCUCUUGCGGAUUUACCAACAUGUAAAGUUAUCCGUUUCAAUAUUGAGUAUACCAUUUUAUAUGUUGCUGAAAAAAUGCCUGAGAAUUUUACAAUAAGAGAAUUGGAGUUGCUGAAUAAGUACUUAUUUCAUGAACUUCUCGAGCUAGUCGAUUUUUCACUUUACCCUGAUGGGAUGUCAGAUUCUGAUACUUGCCCUGCCUUUCACUUCCUACCACGUUUUGUAAGAGACCUGCCCGAUAAUGGGAAGGAAGUAUUGGCCAUAAGCGAAGUAUUGCGAUAUCUCCUUGAUAGCGCAGCGCCACUUGUUCAUCCAGAUCAAUUACACUGUGUUAACGAUAUCAGCCAGCAUGAGUGGCAAGAUUACGUUGAUUUUAUAAAAGGUAUGCUUGUGACAAAACCUGGAUACAAACCAUGUUCGGUACGAGUUGACCAAUUAGAUCGUAAUGUGGCCGAUUUGCCUGAAUGCUUUGACGCAGAAGAAAAUGUUACGCAUCCCGCAAUUGUUCAUUUUGGUAUACGGCCACCACAACUGAGCUACGCUGGUAAUCCGGAGUAUCAGAAAGCAUGGAGGGAGUAUGUUAAAUAUCGUCAUCUCAUGGCCAAUAUGUCGAAGCCAUCUUUCGAUGAUAAGCGUAAGCUGGAGGAAAAGGAGGCACGCUUACAGGAAAUGCGGACGCAGGGCCGUAUGAAGCGUAACGUAACAGUAGCAGUGAGCUCGAAGGAUUAUUAUAGAACCGGCAUAAUGUGUGAUAUUGUGCAGCAUGCAAUGCUCAUCCCGGUACUUACCGGCCACUUGCGGUUCCAUAGAUCACUUGAUUUUUUGGAAAAGAGCAUUGGUUACAGUUUCAAGAAUCGAUAUCUAUUACAAUUGGCGCUAACACAUCCUUCCUACAAAGAAAAUUAUGGUACUAACCCUGAUCAUGCAAGAAACUCACUAACAAAUUGUGGUAUACGGCAACCGGAAUAUGGUGAUCGUAAAAUUCAUUAUCUGAAUACAAGAAAACGCGGCAUCAACACACUUAUAAAUAUAAUGUCUAGAUUUGGCAAGGAAUAUGAAACGAUGUCAAAUAUAACUCAUAACGAACGAUUGGAGUUCUUAGGAGAUGCUGUUGUAGAAUUUUUAAGCUCAAUUCACCUGUUUUUCAUGUUUCCCGAUUUGGAAGAAGGCGGAUUGGCGACAUAUCGUGCGGCCAUUGUUCAGAAUCAACAUUUGGCAUUACUGGCGAAAAAGUUACAUUUGGAAGAGUAUAUGCUCUAUGCUCAUGGCUCUGAUUUAUGUCAUGAAUUAGAAUUGCGGCAUGCAAUGGCUAACUGUUUCGAGGCUUUAAUGGGUGCUCUAUUACUUGAUGGUGGUAUAUCGAUAGCUGACGAAGUUUUUAUGAAUGCUCUAUAUAUGGAAAAUGAACAAUUAAAAGAAAUUUGGAAAAACUAUCCUGAACAUCCCCUUCAAGAACAGGAGCCUUUGGGUGAUCGUUCUUGUAUAUCUUCUUAUCCUGUGCUGCAAGAAUUGACCAAAUUUGAAGAGUCUAUCGGUAUUCAGUUUAAACAUAUACGUUUACUAGCUCGAGCUUUUACUGAUCGAUCAAUUGGUUUUACACAUCUCACAUUGGGAUCUAAUCAACGUUUAGAGUUUCUAGGAGACACUGUUCUACAACUAAUUUGUUCGGAAUAUCUUUAUCGUCAUUUUCCCGAGCAUCACGAGGGUCAUUUGUCUUUACUUCGUUCCUCUCUUGUGAAUAACCGUACACAAGCGGUUGUGUGUGAUGAUCUUGGUAUGACCAAAUAUGCAGUUUAUUCUAAUCCAAAAGUGGAACUUAAGACCAAGGAUCGUGCUGAUUUGUUAGAAGCUUUUUUGGGUGCACUCUACGUCGACAAAGGCCUCCUAUAUUGCGAACAGUUCUGUCAUGUUUGCCUAUUUCCCCGGUUGCAAAUAUUCAUCAUGAAUCAAGACUGGAAUGAUCCCAAAUCAAAACUGCAACAAUGUUGCCUUACUUUGCGAACUAUGGAAGGAGGAGAGCCUGAUAUUCCUAUUUAUAAGGUGAUCGAAUCUAUUGGUCCAACAAAUACAAGAGUUUAUACGGUUGCAGUUUAUUUUCGUUCCAAACGUCUGGCGACAGCGACCGGUUCAUCUAUUCAGCAGGCUGAAAUGAAUGCCGCAAAACAAGCCUUGGAUAAUUCCCGGGAUUUAUUCCCUCAGUUGGAUCAUCAAAAGCGCGUUAUAGCCAAGAGCAUUAAGAAACAAAAAGGCAGUGAACUUAGGGCUGAUUUUGAGGAAAUGUUUAGCGACCAGAAGAAGCCAAAAACUAUUAAUUCAAUGGAAGACGAAUCGCAUCUCCCAAAACAGUAUCGAAUACGAGAAGACAUUUCCAGCGAUGAAUUGCCAGAUGAUGAUAUGAGUGAAGUUAACAAUCAACACAAAACUGUUAACAGCAAAAGAAUAUCAAGCCAGUCAAGUCAAAGCAGUGCCGCUAGUACAAGUUCCGGUAACGAAGAGCUAGAAAAAUGUGUCAAAAAUGUAAGGAAAAGAAAACUCACUAAAAGAAGAAGUUCCCUUCAAUGUAUGACAAGCUCAAUUACAUCUAAGAAUUUGUGUAUCAAUGUUGAGGAUGGCCAAAGCGUCAACAAAAGAAAUUGUGAGGAUGUCAGCAGUGAUGAUUGCUUUGGGGAAAGUUUAGUUACAGCAAUUCCUGUUAAAAGUGAUUCGUCCAAAUUGUCUGCAAACGAGAUACUUCACGACCUAAAAGAUUUAGUGGAGGAUGUAUCAUCAAAUUCUGACAUUGAGUCAGGGGAGCUUAGCAGUUAAUCUGCUGUCAAAUAUUACAUUAUCUAUCAACUUCGUUAACAAAGUGUUAUCACCUCUUUUGUUGGUGUGCCGUCUGAUAGUAGAAAAUUAAAAAAAAAAAACAUGGCUAACGCAAACCGAUUAAAUUAAUAAUUUCAACCCGUUACUGUAUUGAAUCUAAUAAAAACUGGAAAUAAUUCAAUAUUUGAAAAAAUA
Ceratitis capitata (Mediterranean fruit fly) is the source of this 4520-nucleotide messenger RNA. It is a transcript of the gene drosha, whose product is annotated as ribonuclease 3. Gene Ontology annotation, biological process: regulation of gene expression; rRNA processing; pre-miRNA processing. The coding region runs from base 108 to 4325 and encodes 1405 amino acids. Gene Ontology annotation, molecular function: double-stranded RNA binding; ribonuclease III activity. Lineage: Eukaryota; Metazoa; Arthropoda; Insecta; Diptera; Tephritidae. The record is from RefSeq and is a predicted model, not a curated record. The transcript has 6 exons. Gene Ontology annotation, cellular component: nucleus.